Molecule: messenger RNA, 360 nt
Organism: Ilex paraguariensis (yerba mate)
Lineage: Eukaryota; Viridiplantae; Streptophyta; Magnoliopsida; Aquifoliales; Aquifoliaceae
Source: the annotation of a GenBank genome assembly
AUGUCGAUUGAGGAGGGAGAUAUGCAAAACUCCAUUGGAAUGGCGGAGAUCGAAGGAGAAAUUGGAGAUAAGGAGGCUCAAGCAUUGCUCAACGAAGAAGGAGAAGCCAAAAGUCAGGGAGGUGGGCUGGACAGUGGCUCGAUGGGCGCGCAGGCCAGCAGGGGAGCUGCCCAGGCCACCACUUGUGCAGCCCAGGCCUUUAGGCGAGCAGCCCCUAUGACGGACGACAGUGCUGUCCACACAGUGGAACAGUGGAGAGAGUUGGUCAACCAGCCGAGCAGCUUGGGCGAGCAUGGUGAAGGGUUGGUCGCCCCUUUGGGCACUGGUCUGGUGAAUCUAGGAGACCAGGGAGCUGUAUAG